Messenger RNA from Lampris incognitus (smalleye Pacific opah), 4010 nucleotides. RefSeq names its product 5'-nucleotidase, ecto (CD73) (gene nt5e). The record is from RefSeq and is a predicted model, not a curated record. Gene Ontology annotation, cellular component: plasma membrane. NCBI's taxonomy places the organism in Eukaryota, Metazoa, Chordata, Actinopteri, Lampriformes, Lampridae. Gene Ontology annotation, molecular function: metal ion binding; nucleotide binding; 5'-nucleotidase activity. Gene Ontology annotation, biological process: AMP catabolic process. Bases 4 to 1743 code for a protein of 579 amino acids. The transcript has 9 exons.
GAGAUGUGCGCCCGUCGGUCCGGCGAAGCUGCGUCAGUCCGCCGCUGUGUGCUGGUCCUGGUCCUGGUUCCGGUGCUGGACCUGUGCGCCGGCUGGGACCUGGUUCUGCUCCACACCAACGACGUGCACGGCCGGGUGGAGGAGACCAGCAGAGACUCCGGCAAGUGCACCCAGAGAGGAGCGUGUUUCGCCGGCGUGGCGCGGAGAGCCUCCGGGAUAAAGGAGGUCCGGGACCGAGAGGACCACGUCCUGCUGCUGGACGCGGGAGACCAGUUCCAAGGAACCGUCUGGUUCAACUUCUACAAGGGAACCGAGGCUGCGUAUUUCAUGAACAAGCUCCGGUACGACGCAAUGGCCCUCGGGAAUCAUGAAUUUGACAACGGAGUGGAUGGACUCAUCGAACCCUUCCUGAAGAGGGUCAACUGUUCUGUUCUCAGUGCGAACCUCAGACCCGACCGGACGCUGAGCCCAAAAAUCUACGGCCUGUACUCUCCUCACAAGAUAUUUAAGGUUGGCAAUGAGCUGGUUGGUGUGGUCGGGUACACGACGCAGGAAACUCCCGCCCUGUCUCAGCCCGGACCACACCUGCGGUUCGAGGACGAGGUGGGUGCCCUGCAGCUGGAGGUGGACAAGCUGCUAACGCGCAACAUCACCAAAAUCAUCGCUCUGGGUCACUCUGGCUUCACUGUGGACCAGGAGAUAGCCAGGAGGGUCCGUGGUGUGGAUGUGGUCAUUGGUGGCCACACCAACACAUUCCUCUAUACCGGAUCCCCUCCAUCCUCAGAGAGGCCAGCUGGGCCCUAUCCUUUCAUGGUGAGGUCAGAGGAAGGGAGGAAUGUCCCAGUGGUGCAAGCUUACGCCUUUGGAAAGUAUCUGGGUUAUCUCAAGGUAACAUUUGAUGAAGCGGGCAACGUGUUAAAGGCAACGGGAAAUCCCAUCCUGCUCGACAGCUCAGUCCCAGAGGAUCCAGAGAUUCUGGCUGAGGUGGAGGACUGGAAGAAGAACCUGGCUAAUUACUCAUCCCAGUACAUUGGGAAGACUCUGGUCUACCUGAAUGGGACGUUUGAAGAGUGUCGUUUCCGCGAAUGCAACCUGGGUAAUCUAAUCUGUGAUGCUAUGGUGCACAACAACAUUAAAUUCGCUGAUGAGCUUCAGUGGAACCACGUCAGCUCUUGCAUCAUCAAUGGAGGAUCUGUCCGCUCAUCCAUCGACGAGCACAGCCGAAACGGUUCGAUCACCAUGGAGGACUUGAUCAGUGUGCUUCCAUUCGGAGGGACCUUUGACCUGGUCCAGAUGAAGGGCUCCACGCUGAGGAAGGCUUUCGAGCAUUCAGUGAGAAGAUAUGGACUCGGCACCGGAGAAUUCUUACAAGUGUCUGGUUUCCGUGUGGAAUACGACAUGUCGGAGCCCGCAGGUCAGCGACUCAGGAGCCUCAGUGUUCUGUGCACUCAGUGCCGGGUUCCUCACUACCAGCCCCUGGACCCAGCUAGGCUCUACAGGGUGGUCCUCCCCUCCUACCUGGUGCAGGGCGGAGAUGGUUUCUCCAUGAUCCAAGAGGAGAAGCUCAAACAUGACAGCGGUGAUUUGGACAUUGCUGUGGUUGCGAACUACAUCACAGAAAGGAAGAAGGUUCAUCCUUCAGUCGAGGGACGCAUCAAAAUCUUCAACUCAGCCUGGACACAGCAGGGACACACGAAGCUGGUUUUACUGGGGCUCCUCUGGACCCUGUACGGGAGCCUGUAAGGUCAAAUGCACUCAGGAACUAAAAACUAAAGAGAAAAAAACUGAUUUGAACCAGACCUGAUGGUGGCGUUGCAGGAGUAACAGGACUAGGUUGUGUAUAAGGUUAUAAAAAUGCUUCUUCAGUUCACCUUCUGUUGUACCCUCAUUUCCAAGGAUGUGACGGAGCAGAUGAAAGGGUUUCUGUUGUGCUCAUAGCUAGCUGCAGAAUGGGUAGCAAGUAGGCUUAUCAGUUUUAUCAUUUUGACUUUUGUACUCUUGAUAAUGGGUAUUACCACAUUUCGCCAUUUGAGGGGGAUGUUGGCCUUCGUUACCAUGUACUACCGCUACUAUUUCUUCUUCUUCAUCGUCUUCUUCUUCAAUACGUGUGAUGUGCAGAGCUGUAGUAACUACAAAGGUAUAAAGUUGAUCAGCCACAGCGUGAAGUUACUUCCUUACCAUGUGUUAUGCAUACAUAAUCACUCUAGAUGUUUGGAAACGCCAUUACUGGCUUCAGAAAUCAAUUAACUUGAGCUUACGUUAUAAUUUGAUACCGGGGCGUCCAGGUAGCGGUCUAUUCUGUUGCCUACCAACACGGGGAUCGCCAGUUCGAAUCCCCAUAUUACCCCCGGCUUGGUCGGGCAUCCCUACAGACACAAUUGGUCGAGUCUGCAUGUGGGCAGCCGGGUUUGGGUCGCUGCACUAGCGCCUCCUGGUCAGUCGGGGCGCCUGUUCGGGGCGGAGGGGAAGGGGAACUGGGGGGGAAUAGCGUGAUCCUCCAACGCACUACGCCCCCUGGUGAAACUCCUCACUGUCAGGUGAAAAGAAGCAGCUGGUAACUCCACAUGUACGGAGGAGCCAUGUGGUAGUCUGAAGCCCUCCCCGGAUCAGCAGAGGAGGUGGAGCAGAGACCGGGACGGCUCGGAAAGAGUGGGGAAAUUGGCCAUGUACAAUUGAGAAGGAAAAAGGGGGGGGGUAAAGAAAUAUGAAUAAUUUGGUACCGGCACCACAUGACUGAACAGCGACACCAGCUGUGUACACCGUUAGCUGGGGGUCAGGAUGUUAGCAGUACUGCCAUGUGGCUUUAUUCAUUUAAAAUAAAUCAUCAUUCGUUCAACCUUGUUGUCAAACAUUAGCACUGGAACAGUAAUGUAGACUUGAUACUGGCAUGGCUCUUUGCUAGAAAAAUUAACAGCAUGGGCACCCGGGUAGCACAGCAGUCUAUUCCGUUGCCUACCAACACAGAGAUCGCCGGUUCGAAUCCCAGUGUUACCCCCAGCUUGGUCAGGUGUCCCUACAGACACAAUUGGCUGUGUCUGCAGGUGGGAAGCAGGAUGUGGGUAUGUGUCCUGCUCACUGCUCUAGCGCCUCCUCUGGUCGGUUGGGGUGCCUGUUUGGGGAGGGGGGAACUGGGGGGAAUAGCGUGAUCCUCCCACACGCUACAUCCCCCUGGUGAAACUCCUCACUGUCAGGUGAAAAGAAGCGGCUGGUGACUCCACAUGUAUGGGAGGAGGCAUGUGGUAGUCUGCAGCCCUCCCUGGAUCAGCAGAGAGGGUGGAGCAGAGACCGGGACGGCUCGGAAGAGUGGAGUAAUUGGCUGGAUACAAUUGGGGAGAAAAAGGGGGGGGAAGAAAAAGAAAAAUGAAGUGUAAAGUUGACAGUACAUCAGUGGUGCUCCAGUGUUGUUUUCCAAUCGGAACAACGGCCACUGGACAAGACUUGUUGCACGUACAUUUGAACCUCAUGUAAAUAAGGCUCCAGAUUCCAAGACCAUCUCGCUCUCGCUGUCUCUCUCGCUCUUGUAGGGGAAUGUAAAUAAGGGUCCAUGGUUCCAAGACGUGGGUCUGAGAAACUGGCUUAGUUUUAGAAAAUUCCAACAUAGAGAAACAAGGCCAGCUUCCUCUUCGAGCUGCUUCACAGAGAGCAGUGACUAAAUUCAAAUCAGUCAGCCCAUUUGUUUUAAAGAAAUGGACCAUCAGGGAUGUCAGAACUGAGAUGCGGUCCGACCCAUCUAGCAUCUCUGCAGCUUGCAGUAUGAUCCUAUUUUUUAUUUUGUAAUCAAAAUGAAUUCUUUUUAUACUGUAACUUCACAAUCAAAUUGUAAAAUGUGGCUAAAAUUAUGUCGGUAUAAAUACUAAACAAGUAAACUGUGGUAUUUACAAGUCACAUUAUGUCAACUGCUAAUACUGUGCUUCACAUGGCCAAAGUGUAACACAAACCAUUUUAACACCAACACAGCAGUGCAGCUCUUUGUAACACGUCACAUCUGGUUGGAUUAAAAUGAAACAGUG